GGCCUGUCCUACACAACACUGUGCUGUAAUUUGCUGGUUUAUAUCUAACUAACUCUAUCCUUUAACUCUUCUUUCUUGACUCUUCUUCUUUCCUGGGUCUCUGUAUGUACAACUUGUGUCACUACAGGAGGACAACAUGGCUUUGGAGGCCCACAAUGUACUGGCAACUGAGUCCCUCCAAGGCAGAGAGCAGUACGUGGGAUGAUUCUGUCCACCAGGCCUCAGAGGAAUAUGGACAUAGAAUGCACAACUUGUGCUGUGACAACUGCCACUCGCACGUGGCCAGGGCCCUCAACCUCAUGCGCUACAACGGGUCCUCCUCAUGGAACAUGUUCAAACUGGGGCUCCUUGUCAUCCUCUACGGGAAAUUCACUGGAGUUGGUGGAUUCCUCAAGACGUGGCUACCAUUCAUGAUACUAUGUCUUCUGAUCGUCAUAGUGGUAGUUCUGGCUACUGUCGUCCCUCGUGCAGAGUAAACCUUGCCCCCUUCUCACCUACAAACAAUUGUGACAUUAUUUCAACGAUAUUCUGUUUGUAUGCUGUCGUCGUAUGAUGUGUGUGUCUUUAAAUUAAUAUUGCAGUAUGUUGGUCCCUGAAUUAUGAAAAAAUUCCACAUCAAGAUGCCUAGGUGGGCUCGCUAAUUAUCGUGUUAGUUCGAUUAUGACAUAAUUAUUCAAAAUGUUUUAUGUACAUGCCAUUCAUUGCUUGGCAGAAUGCAACCAAAGGUGAAUGACAUCAACAUUUUAAAACCAGCCGCGGACACAAAUGUGUCC
Molecule: messenger RNA, 773 nt
Organism: Geodia barretti
Lineage: Eukaryota; Metazoa; Porifera; Demospongiae; Tetractinellida; Geodiidae
Source: the annotation of a GenBank genome assembly